Messenger RNA from Miscanthus lutarioriparius, 660 nucleotides. NCBI's taxonomy places the organism in Eukaryota, Viridiplantae, Streptophyta, Magnoliopsida, Poales, Poaceae. The record is from the annotation of a GenBank genome assembly.
AUGGUUUUCACCAUAUUUGAGAACGGAGCAGAUGGAGCGGCGAUCAGGAUCACAUCCUGCGACCAGCGCUCCCACCUGGACAAAGAACGGCUGGUCAUACUCUCCUCCGGGUGGCUGCGACUCGACGGCGCAGACCGCUGCAACAAGAAGAUCCGUAUCAGAGCGAAGAACAGGAGGUCAGUCCGGGCCAAGGUCGUCGACGAAUGUGACUCGGUUAACGGCUGCGACGAGGAGCACGGCUUCGGACCCCCGUGCCGCAACAAAGUUCUGAAUGCUUCGCCGGGAGUGUGGAAGGCUCUCAGGCUCAAUGGAACCAUCGGAGAGAAAUUUUGGCAAAAACUCCAUGAACAAGCAGUAACAGUAUGGUACUAUGUUCUUAAGCUUAUUCUCAGAUUUGUUGCUACAAAAGAUGUAAUGAUCAUCACACUUACAUUGUCAAGAGAGGGAUUUGGAGUUGGUGAAGCCACAGCCACAGAGAGGCAGAGGAGCUGGGGGAGAAGGAAGAUGAGUUGCAUGCAAGACAAUCAUGCAUCAUAUAAGAAAAAUGAAGAAGCGAAUAUUCAAACAGAUUACAGUCUUUUCAGAAUUUUAAAUGGGUUUACACAACCAGGUGCAAACUGCAAAGCAGUUAACAUAUUCAGAGACAGAAACACAGCAUGA